Gadus morhua (Atlantic cod) is the source of this 1993-nucleotide messenger RNA. It is a transcript of the gene tnfrsf9a, whose product is annotated as tumor necrosis factor receptor superfamily, member 9a. Gene Ontology annotation, biological process: regulation of cell population proliferation. The record is from RefSeq and is a predicted model, not a curated record. Gene Ontology annotation, molecular function: signaling receptor activity; protein binding. NCBI's taxonomy places the organism in Eukaryota, Metazoa, Chordata, Actinopteri, Gadiformes, Gadidae. The coding region runs from base 315 to 1202 and encodes 295 amino acids. The transcript is spliced from 6 exons.
ACCAACAGUGCUCGCUGAAACCAGAAGCCGGGGACUUUUAAAUAUCAACCAAAUGCUUCUUUAAUUGAGUUUGAAGCUAAGUUAUAAGAGGAUAUUGAUUUUAAAUAGAGAAGUUGGAUAAGGAAAACGGCUGACGCUUUAUGUAUUGGAAACUUCCAAAUAUAAUUACGGAUUUUGUUUAACCUGAAUUGUCUGUCGUUUUUUUGCCGUUCAUUUAUUCUUUUAUUAAUUUGCUGUUUUUAACGGAGCGUCUUUGCUUCCUGGUCUUUUUACCUGGAUAAAAAAUACCGAAGAAGCAUAAGGGAAGAAAAAGGAUGCUGUUCGUAGCGAUCGGCUUCCUGCUGAUCCAUUGCUGCUGGAUUCAUGCGGAGAGGAAUUUCUGCAAUACCUGGGAGACCCCCUCUGGGAAGAACAACGUGUGCUGUAAGAGAUGUAUUGAGGGUUAUCGGAUCUUCAAUGACUGUGGCCUGUUGCUGGACGACCUCUGUGUCCCCUGUGAGAAUGGCACAUUCACCCUGGACCCUUCACAGAAAGCAUGUACCAAGUGUAGACAGUGUGGAGUGAUAGGUGUUGGGUGUUUCCACAACACCCACCACAAUCAAGACGUCACGUAUGCAAACCUUCGAACCCCUCUGUCUUCCCCCUCACUGAACGCUGAAGGUGUUCAACACACUGUGGAGGCGUGCACCAGAACCAAGGACACACAGUGUGGCUGCCCGGACCCUCUGCUGUGUAACGACAAUCACUGCUCCAUCUGCGUCCCGCAGUGUGGGAGAGGCCGUGGACCCCAAGGAGGCUACUGCAGGCCGUGUCCAGCUGGGACCUUUAACAACCAGAACAACCAGAAGUGUAUCCCCUGGAGAAACACUUCUCCAGGGGAGAGAACAAUGACGACUACGACACCAAGACAUAAAGAGAGUAAUGCAGAAGAAGACACGAUGCUGCCCUGGUGGUUAGUCAUAACCGUCAGCUGUGUGGUUCUGCUCAUUCCCCUCAUACUGAUGCUCAAAGUCUUAACCAAAUUAAAAGCAAAGAAGGGCCAAACAAUGGCCAAAAUGCCACCUUUCAUCACGACGCCAACCGAUGAGCCAAGGACUCUCAUGGCCGUCGAGUGCAGCUUCCACGAGCCCGAGCAGGUGAGCAGCUCAGAGUCCCUGGCCUCCGAGAACUCAGAGGACUCCACACACAAGCUCAUUGUGUGAAUUGCCCAGGCCCUGGACCCCUCUGGGACGCCAAAGAAUUGUUGGAUCAACAAGCAGAUCCCCCCGGAGCAGCUGUUGAUACCUUGGACUGGAAGAUGGACAAUGGCUGUGUCCGUUCACACAGCCAUUGCUGGAGGAGCCUUGCCUAUUACUGUGUUAUUCGGGCUGUGGCAAUCCUUUGUUAAACAGGGUUAUAGAGGAACACAGAUUCACAAGUUCUCUGCUUGCCAUGUGAGGCUGGACUAAGUGUAUAAAAUCUGUCUGUAAUAUAGCCCAGCGGUCUUUAAAUAUCCCUUGGUUUACAUCAUACUGUUUUUCAGACAUAGAUUCGCUGUAAUUAUAGAUGCUUUCGAUGUAGGCCUACAUUCUUCAGAGUAGUGAAAUCUGGAUGAAGAAUAAGGUUACUGAAGCUCAUUGUGUUUCCAUCUGCUAGUCAGUUGAAACGGAUGAUGUUACGGAAUAUUUAUACCUGUUGGACAUUUUUGUGUUAUUCGCAAUUGUAAAUAAGUUUUUUGUAAUGUAAAUAGGAUGGAAUUGCUUUUUUAAGUCCAGGUUACAAUUUCGUUCAGUUACAAAACAACUGCACUUAGUGAACGAGUUAAAGGUGAUUAAAUGUAUAUUAAAAGGAAAAUAAAAUGGUUGAACAUCCAUUUUGUAAAUGUUCUAGCAAAUGAGUGUUAACAUGCAAUGUUGAAAAAAACAUGUAGGUGCGGACUCGUCACAGUUUGGGCAUUGUAUUGUGAAGGUCAUCAUGGUUUGCUAUUUAUGAAUAAAGGUUUCUGUAAAGCAUA